Messenger RNA from Onychostoma macrolepis, 2012 nucleotides. Its product is annotated as gastrula zinc finger protein XlCGF7.1-like. Lineage: Eukaryota; Metazoa; Chordata; Actinopteri; Cypriniformes; Cyprinidae. The coding region runs from base 773 to 1654 and encodes 293 amino acids. The transcript is spliced from 3 exons. The record is from RefSeq and is a predicted model, not a curated record. Gene Ontology annotation, cellular component: nucleus.
CUGUAUUUUCAUUAACUAACAUUAACAAAAAUUAAUAACUAGUGUAAUAAAUGCAUUGUUCAUUGUUUGUUCAUGUUAGUUAAUGCAUUAACUAAUGUUAAAAAAUGACACCUUAUUGUAAAGUGUUACCAAAUAACAAUAAAGGGGAAUAAUUAAGAUGAAUUAAAAUGUGAUUUUUAUUUGAGAAAAACUGCAGCUGUUUCUGUGGAGUUCAGCAGGUGUAAAUUGUGUCUCAUUAGUGAGCGAUUUGAAUCACUCUACAUAGACAGCAACUCAUAUAAUUAGAAACUUGAUUUACUAUUGAUUUCAUUAAAAAACUCUGUGAAAUGGUCCAUUUUUAAUAUAUUUAUACUUGACUUUUUUAUUGCUUUCAUUACCUUUUAAAAACUAAUUCUUAAAUAUUAUUAUUUUAUUUUUAUUGGCAUUGUAUACAUGUUUUAGGAAUUUUAAUUAACUUUAAAUAUCCACUUAAUAUUGGAAAAAUACACUAAUUUUUUUUUCCUUUAAACUGUGAAUUUGACAUGUACAAGACAAAAUCGUACUCUUUCAUUAGCAGUUCUUAAUAUUUUUAACACAUCAAUGGACAACACAUAUCACCAGUAAUUCAAGUCUUUUAUCAGCGCGCGAACAGGACUUUUAUUUUGGUCUGGCGAUGUGACGUCAUAAGCCUACGUCGCGCUCCUGCAUCGGAGCUGCAGAAAGGACAAAGUGUCCAAACACACAGAAAAACUCCUGCUGAAGCGACUGAGAUAUGUGACUCGCUAUUAUAAAGAUGGUGUUUAUUAAAGAGGAGAGUGAAGACAUGAAGAUCGAAGAAUCAUUCAGAGUCAAACAUGAAGAUACUGAGGAACAAACAGACCAGAUGGUGCUGAAAGAGGAGAAUCAAGAACUGAAUGAAACAGAAGAGAAAGAUCAUGACUUUAUGACCUCUCAAAAAAGUGCUCCAGAGACUGGAACUAGAGGUAGUUUCACCUGCCAGCAGUGUGGAAGGUGUUACAAUCAGAAAGGAAACCUUAAAGUUCACAUGAGAAUUCACACUGGAGAGAAGCCUUACACCUGCCAACAGUGUGGAAGAAGUUUCUCACGAAAAGAAAGUCUUAAGUCUCAUAUUAGAAUUCACACUGGAGAGAAACCGUACACAUGUGAUAAGUGUGGAAAGAGUUUCUCACACAAAGGACCUCUUCAUUCUCACAUGAUUGUUCACGCUGGAGAGAAACCUUACACCUGCAAACUGUGUGGAAAAAUGCUUAAUCGAAAAGGAAAUCUGAAGACUCACAUGAGAACUCACACUGGAGAGAGGCCGUUCACAUGUGAUCAGUGUGGAAAGAGUUUCACACGUAAAGAAAGCCUUAAUUACCACAUGGGGAUUCACUUAAGAGAGAACAGUUUUAUGUGCCAUCACUGUGGAGUAAGCUGCACAAACAAAGCAAACCUCAAGACUCACAUGAGAGUUCACACUGGAGAGAAGUCUUACACGUGUCUUCAGUGUGAGAAGAGUUUCAAAUAUCAAAAAGAUCUGAAAAGGCAUUUACAAACUCAUUCUGCCAAGAAACUGCAGUGUUCUGAGUGUGGCAAGAGGUUUAGAAAAAGGAGCAAUUUCAAAAAUCACCUUUGCCUUCAAUGUGGUGAAAGUAGGGUAGCCGUUGAUCCUUGAAAAGCCUGCAAAAGCAUACUAUAGGUCCAUAAAAAGUCUCAAAUAAAUAACAUACAUAAAUAGUCUUAAAACCCUUUGGCAGAAGUUUCAAUUUUUUUGGAGCCCAAACAGAAGAGACACUUGAAAGGGCAAACAUAUUUUUGAUUAGCAGCAGAUUGUCAUGGUCACUUACUUACAAGCUAGCAGAGUUGCUAGAUUUGGGGAAUGCUUAGGUGGACAAGAAGUAAUUGUGAAAUGUAAAUUUUGUGGUAAUUGACUUGAAAGUAUUACAUUUUUCCUGUCUCUGAGCUUGAGGAAACUUUGACAUGUAGAUGAGACAAAACUGCCUUAUGUACUUCUGCUAUUGACCAGGGCUGCG